UAUCUAAUAUUUUGUUCAUCCUUCCAGGAAAAUAGAAAGAGCAGUCGGAGCUCUCUGCUUCUGAGUCACCUAGUCGGCGCCGCCACAACAAGAACCAUGGGAAAGAAACCGUCUGGGUCCAAGCAAGCAUUUUUCAUCCUCGGAGCCUUGGCACUGGGUUGGCUAGCCAUUGAAAUGGCCUUCAAGCCCUUCCUCGAUAAGGCCCGCUCCGCCAUGGACAACUCUGAUCCGACUCGGGAUCCCGACGACCGUCUCGAUAAACAAUCUGAUCACUUACAAUCGGACGACGAUCGAAGUACCACUGCUUGAAGUCGCAUCAUCUUGUGGCGCUCAGCGGGAUCGUUCCCGUAAGAUCAAUAUCACAACUAAUACCGCAAGACUAGACAAGUGACUCCCUCGCCUCCUAAAAAAUUGACAAAUUGAAGAGGGAAACUUGGGUGGCAGAUCAAACAAGAACUUGUCGGUCUGGCUGGCUCUGUUUUUUUCUCUGGCUAUGACUGAUUCCUUUGCCGUUGGUCUCUUCCUUAAGGUCACAGCUUUGUGUUGGUUUUCGAAGGGGAAAACAAUGAGUUCUAUUCACGAUUUUACUUCAGAAGAAUAGUCAAGUCAAAGCUAUUGUCAUAGGCAGAGGUUGAUAGAUCUCACUAACCGGCAGUAGUCUAGGGAUUGUUGCCUUUGGAAAGCACUCAAGUUCAAGUUCUAUCGUUUAAGGAAACAAUACUUCCCCACUUCCUCGUUCACUUUUAUCUCAAAUCUUAAGUGAUAUGCUUUGUACCUCAUUCACAACUAUCUUGACAGUUUUUUCAAAGCAUUAUAAGGUUAGUGAGGGAGUUGUUGAAUGCAAAAUGUUGUAAUAUCUCAAAACUAAAUCAUGAACCCUUAUCUUGAGCAGUGGAGCAGCGCUUCCUGAUUCAAUUGCUUGAUUCACGAUCUUUGCUAUUGAAUUAAUCCCCCAUGUGUCGGGACCUGAAUGGUGGUGGUGCUCUUCUACAGCUUUUUCAAUUACAUAGAUAAUAGCUCCUCUCCCUUCGGUCUCAUUGCUUCACUCCUCUCCUUCUUUGUUGAAAACCGUUCUUUCACUCUAUCUUCGUCUUCUCUCCUUUACAAUUCUAAAUCAUAAGAAAAAAGAGAAAGACUCAACCGAAAACCUGAACCUCGACUUCUUUCUUCUCCCUUCUUUCAUGAGGUAAAAGUAGCUAUUUUUUUUCCUCGCUUUUUUCACUCGGUAAAUAGGAUAUUAGUCUUUCUCCUUCAAAAUCAAGUGUUUCAAGUCAAGACUCAACCGAAAACAAAAACUAUCUUUACUAACUGUGAUAGGCUUCAAAGACGGUACGAUCAAAGGUUGUAAGAUUAUCACAUGCAAUUGGACUCUACUAACUAGAACUUGAAUAGAAAAGCAUUUGAAGGAAGGUUCGGUGGCCCUUUGUUUAGGACGAAAAUCUUUAGGGACACCCGUUGGUUAAAAAUGAGAGAGAUCAAGAGCAUAUAGGUAAGAACUACAUCUCCAUUAAAAAACGAAACUAAGUGGACUGAGGUUAGGUUUGAAAGCACAACCAUUAACGCAAUAUUUUAAUAUUGUGAAGAUACACAAAGAUUCGUUGUCCUAACACCUUCGUCUCUUAGGGUUGCGUUAUUGCGACGAAAACCCAUGUGUUAUUACUUUUAAGGAUUUGAAUAUCUGAAAAAGAUGCCUACUUUUUCUAUUGAUCCAGCUUGAAUUUUCUUCUGGU
This is a messenger RNA of Cucurbita moschata (crookneck pumpkin), 1730 nucleotides long. RefSeq names its product outer envelope membrane protein 7-like. Gene Ontology annotation, cellular component: chloroplast outer membrane. The transcript is spliced from 2 exons. Bases 97 to 309 code for a protein of 70 amino acids. The record is from RefSeq and is a predicted model, not a curated record. Lineage: Eukaryota; Viridiplantae; Streptophyta; Magnoliopsida; Cucurbitales; Cucurbitaceae.